AGAGUCAGAACUUUCUCACUUUCUCAUAAGCCAUCAAGUUAGUAAAUGUUACAUAGAUGUUAAUAAACUGCGUUUGGUUCAGAUUCUCCACAGUUCUAAUGAUCCUAUGGAUGGAUGGACUUCGACACUUAUACCGAAAACCCCGAUCGGAAAUACUAUUCUUGUUGCCGGCGGAACACUAGCGGUGCGGUUUUUGGCGUGAGGUUUGGUGCGGUAGCCGUCAUGGCUGCUCACAGUAACAACUUUAUCCGCGUGCGCUUAUACUUUGACUAUCCGCCGCCGGCUGUCAUUGAUUGCCGCAUGUGCUGGCUGCUCGUGGACUUGAACACAUGUCGCGUGGUGGCGGAUCUGGAGAGUAUCAUCAGAGAGAAGUUUGAGUUCAGCCGGAGAAGCAUCCUCAACCUCUUCAUAGAAGACUGCUACCUGCCGCACACAGAGAGUAUCUAUGUGGUGCGGGAUAACGAUAGCGUCAGGGUGAAGGUGGACUGUCUGGCUCAGGUGAAUGGGCACAGCAGCUGUCCAGAUACAGCAAGUGAAAACUGCAGAAAGAGACAGAGACCCACUGAGGAGGAUGUGCCAGGAGAAAAUGGAGUGGGUGUGGAACUGAAGAAGAAAAAGAGGAAAAAAAGGAGCGAGGAGAGCCUGGAGAGGGAUGCCAAGCAGGCUUCAGCUGAUGAGAGGAUUAAGAAGUCACAAGGAAAGUGCACAGAGAAGAAGAAAAGAAAGGAGGCAAAGGAAAAUGGCCCUACUCUCACCCCCAAACCAGCUCCUUCUGCCAAAAAAAUCCCAGCUAGUGUAGACCAGCCAGUUAAAAGCACCAAGAAGCCCCCAGUGGCACAAGCAAAAACACAGAAUGUCUCCUCUUCAGAUUCUAGUAGCAGCAGUAGCGAGGAGGAUGAAGCUUCCAAAAAACCAGCUGCUCAAAAAUCAGCACCCAAAACGCUCUCCUCCACCCCUGCUGCUUCCAAGGUGCCUCCAAACACCAAACCCGCCCAGACAAAAUCACACCCUCCUUCGGCAUCCUCUUCAGAAACAGUCUCCUCCUCUGAUGAGGCCACCAGUGUAAAAAGCCCGUCAAAAAACAAACCCUUAACCUCCACAACCUCCAAAGGAAGAAUAAGCGAUAAGUCAAAAUCUCAGCAGGCUCCUCCUGCCCUGCAGUCCACAAACUGUGCACAGAAACAGGCUGCAAGCGUAACACUGCCUUCUCAUGACAAAAUCACGGCGCCGUGUGACUCAGACAGUGAAGAGGAGAUCGAGCUGGUUAUCCGACGGCCAGUGCAGCAGCCGGUCCGUGGUGUGGGUAGUCAGUCGUCUUGGAGAGGCCGCGGCCGGGGAAAAACCAGCCGUGGUGAUCCUGGAACGUGGGGAAGGGGUGAAGGUAGAGGGGGCACCAGAGGGUGCAGCGACAGCUUUGAGUUCAGCUAUAAUGGAGCCAAGGAGCCGUCCCACCAGACUGAUUCCCUGACCAACAUGUCAGUGGUCCUCCAGAACGAAGCAGAAAGUGCUCCCAAACAGGACUACAGCUCUAUGCCUCUGCUUGCUGCCCCUCCACAGGUGGGGCAGAAGAUUGCCUUCAAGUUGCUGGAGCUGACUGAGAACUAUACACCAGAGGUAUCAGAAUAUAGGGAGGGAAAGAUUGUGAGCUUUGACCCAACCACCAAACAGGUUGAGCUGGAACUAAUUAAUGCCUUUCAAGCUCGCGUAGAGCCUGGCAAGUUUGACCUGGUCUAUCAGAACCCAGAUGGCUCGGAGAGAGUGGAGUAUGCAGUAUACAGAGGCUCUCGGGUGACAGAAGGGUGGGAGUGCCUGCUGGAACCAAGGCUGAUCAUUUAAAUUUUGACCAAACAGUGACUUUGUCCCGUCCCGUUCCCCGGCGAGAUGGAUUUGCCUUUUUAAAUAACUUUAUUUCAGGAUCCUUCCACUUGUACUGCAGCGCCUGAGUUAAACUGGGAGUCACUUCUUUACAUUGCAUAUGACAGCUAAAGGAUAUGAUAAUGGUUGAUUAUAUUCUCUUUGCCGUGCUUCUAAAUAAGUCAUCACUUUGCACAGAAGAGCUGCUAGCAAAGUACAGGUGUAAGUAUUGAAAAAUGUUGCAUUUAAAUGGGGGUUAAAUAUGAAAUGCUGUUCUUUUUAAUAUGUAGAUGGAGUGAGUGAUUGUUUCAAGCACUGGGACAUAAUGGUUUUUGUGUUUUAUACAGUGAUGUGACUGUGGAUAUCAGUCUUGUAUAAAUUGUUUUUCUAAUAAAACACUGCAUCUUCUGCUUUUACUGUA
Molecule: messenger RNA, 2275 nt
Organism: Siniperca chuatsi (mandarin fish)
Lineage: Eukaryota; Metazoa; Chordata; Actinopteri; Centrarchiformes; Sinipercidae
Gene: coil
Product: coilin p80
Exons: 7
Coding region: 115-1836 (573 amino acids)
Biological process (GO): spliceosomal snRNP assembly
Cellular component (GO): Cajal body
Molecular function (GO): U2 snRNA binding; U1 snRNA binding
Source: RefSeq, a predicted model, not a curated record